Molecule: messenger RNA, 402 nt
Organism: Cladocopium goreaui
Lineage: Eukaryota; Dinophyceae; Suessiales; Symbiodiniaceae
Source: the annotation of a GenBank genome assembly
AUGGGAUGGCGUGCCAUGGGCACUGACGAAGAGGAGGAAUUGGGUCUGCUGGCCGAAUUUGCGCCUGAUGUAGGUCCCACAUCCGCAGAUGAUGAUCUGGAAAUGCGCAAUCGUGGCCGGGCAAGACGUGAAAAAUCACCAAAUGCCAGGUCUGUCUCCUUGCAAGAGGCAGAAGAGGAAAAAGGAACGGCAGGUUUGCACAUAUUUUGGCAUCGUGCUGGCUGGUUGGUCCUGCUUUUGCUUUGCCAGUCGAGUUCUUCGUUUAUUCUUCAGCGACCCUUGGGGCAUGAAGACAGGUGUCAAAUGCAAGACACAAAUUUAUAUAACACUGUCAAAUGUGUCUUUCAUGCGUUAUGCUUGCAUUUCAGUCAUUCAUCUAAGGAUUCGAGAGCCUUGGAUUGA